This is a messenger RNA of Microtus oregoni (creeping vole), 2326 nucleotides long. RefSeq names its product Ras related GTP binding B (gene Rragb). Gene Ontology annotation, cellular component: Gtr1-Gtr2 GTPase complex; nucleus; lysosome. Bases 548 to 1672 code for a protein of 374 amino acids. The record is from RefSeq and is a predicted model, not a curated record. Gene Ontology annotation, biological process: regulation of autophagy; positive regulation of TOR signaling; cellular response to amino acid stimulus. The transcript is spliced from 11 exons. Lineage: Eukaryota; Metazoa; Chordata; Mammalia; Rodentia; Cricetidae. Gene Ontology annotation, molecular function: GTPase activity; GTP binding.
GGCCCGGGACUACGGCAGGUUCCCACGUGAUCCUGGCCUGCAGUAGCGUGGCUGCUCUGAGGCUUCUGCGCUCCUGAAGGGCGGGCGCAGAAGUCAAGGCGGCCUCAGGCGGAUUCUCACUGGUGGCGAGCUUGGGAAGAGCCCCCAGGCGGUGACCACUUUGCUUCUGCAGCUCGGGUCAGCUCAUUCCGUUAGCUCAGCCUUAGCGGGCUGCACUGAGGCGGACCAAGUUCCCUUUGGGUCUGGAGCCCUUGGGGAGUGAGGCCCCAACUCGGGACCAACUCCUCAGCCACCUUGCCCUCCCUCCCCUCCAUCUCUUCUUCGCACGCCACGAGUCGCUGGUCCCUUUGGGCUGGCCUGCUCGGCCGUGCAGGAGACUAAGUUCGGGGCGGUAAGGGUAACUGUGGGAAACGCGGCCCCCCAGUGGACAAAGGCGGAGGCAGGGCUAGAGCAGGGCCGCGGGCAGUGAGCAGAGGCAGUUGAGGAGGUGAGCCGGAAGACAAGAGUACUGCGCAUUUAGAAGGCUCUGUGAAGGACUUGUUGCGCGAUGGAAGAAUCUGACUCCGAGAAAAAGACGGAGAAAGAGAAUCUGGGCCCAAGAGUGGAGCCUCCACUCGGGGAACCGGAAGAAUCGCUUGGGUGGGCAAUGCCAAACGCAGCCAUGAAGAAAAAGGUGCUGUUAAUGGGUAAAAGUGGAUCUGGUAAGACCAGCAUGAGGUCUAUUAUCUUUGCCAAUUAUAUUGCCAGAGACACACGUCGCCUUGGUGCAACAAUACUAGACCGUAUACAUAGUCUUCAAAUUAAUAGCAGUUUGAGCACCUACUCUCUCGUAGACUCUGUUGGAAAUACAAAGACAUUUGAUGUAGAGCAUUCUCAUGUUCGAUUUCUGGGAAACCUGGUUUUGAACCUGUGGGAUUGUGGUGGACAAGACACCUUCAUGGAAAAUUAUUUCACUAGCCAGCGUGACAACAUCUUUCGAAAUGUGGAGGUUCUAAUAUAUGUCUUUGAUGUGGAGAGCCGUGAACUUGAAAAGGACAUGCACUAUUACCAGUCAUGCCUUGAGGCCAUUCUGCAGAAUUCUCCAGAAGCCAAAAUCUUUUGCUUGGUACACAAAAUGGAUCUGGUACAGGAGGAUCAACGAGACUUGAUUUUUAAAGAAAGAGAAGAAGACUUAAGGCGUUUAUCUCGUCCAUUAGAAUGUUCUUGUUUCCGAACAUCUAUCUGGGAUGAAACUCUGUAUAAGGCUUGGUCCAGUAUUGUUUAUCAGCUGAUUCCUAAUGUUCAGCAACUGGAAAUGAACCUGCGAAAUUUUGCUGAAAUUAUUGAGGCUGAUGAAGUACUUCUGUUUGAGAGAGCUACCUUUCUGGUCAUUUCUCAUUAUCAGUGUAAAGAACAGCGUGAUGCCCACAGAUUUGAGAAAAUCAGCAACAUUAUUAAACAGUUCAAGCUGAGCUGUAGCAAGCUGGCUGCCUCUUUCCAGAGUAUGGAAGUGAGGAACUCUAACUUUGCUGCUUUCAUUGACAUAUUCACAUCCAACACUUACGUCAUGGUCGUGAUGUCUGAUCCAUCCAUUCCUUCUGCAGCUACUCUGAUCAACAUCCGCAAUGCCAGGAAACACUUUGAAAAGCUGGAAAGAGUGGAUGGACCAAAACAGUGUCUUCUCAUGCACUAAGCAUUGCCAAAUAUUGUUUCCCACACUAAAAUUGAAACACUGUUUCUUAAUUUUAUUGUUGUAUUCAUAAAUGUAGACUCUAAAAUAUUGUGAUGCUUAACACUUCUGUAUUUCUUCUCUACUCCCCAGUCUUACCAUUUAACUUUGAAUGCUAUUUAUUCAAAUAGCCAGUGAGGAGUUAGAAGAUGGGGUGUCCAUGAAGUUGGUGUAACAUAUAUGUAGGUGAUAUAUGUAAGUGUUCUGAUAACAUGAUUCUAAUGGUGUUUGUGUUCCGAUAACCUGCUUUAAAUAGUGUAUGCCAAAGUCCUUCCAAGCAUCCUCUUGUAUUCAUUAUCAAAUAUAUACAUGUAAGUUUGAAGUAUUACUGUUUUCUCAGCAUGCAUUAAAAAUAUUCCGUGACUCAGCCAGGCAUGGUAGCUCAUGCCUAUAAUCCCAGCAUUUGGGAAGUAGAGACAAGAGGAUUGCUGCAAGUUUGAGGCCAGUUUGUCUGCAUAGGGAGGACUAGACCAGCCAGGGAUAUAUAUAUAUAUAUAUCAAGAUCUUGUCUCAAAAAAUCAUAUAUAUAUAUAUGUGUGUGUGUGUGUGUGUAUGUAUAUACACACAUAUAUAAAUAUAUGCAUUCCUUAACUUGGAUUGUAAAUAAAUGUUUGCUGU